This is a messenger RNA of Zingiber officinale, 1996 nucleotides long. Its product is annotated as pentatricopeptide repeat-containing protein At3g61520, mitochondrial-like. Bases 13 to 1914 code for a protein of 633 amino acids. The record is from RefSeq and is a predicted model, not a curated record. The transcript has a single exon. Gene Ontology annotation, molecular function: protein binding. NCBI's taxonomy places the organism in Eukaryota, Viridiplantae, Streptophyta, Magnoliopsida, Zingiberales, Zingiberaceae.
GCCAAACGGAAGAUGAAGCUGGUGAAGAAUCCGUGUUUGCGUUUGACGGCUCUCCUUCGCUGCCUCGCCUUCUCCUCUUCCCCCGCCGCCGCUUCCAACGCCGUCGAUUGCGAAUGUGGCGUAGGCAACCGGAGCGACGUGAACCACCUCUUAACUGAGAAACCCUCCCACAAUGCCUCACUUCGCCACCUUAACUACCAGCUCCGCUCCCUGCUCGGCUCCGUUUCUCCCGGCGGCCUCUCCGCCGCCUUGUCGAUCCUCCGCGGGAUGCUUUCCCCUGACUCCGUUUCCCCUCCUGAUGCCGCCACUCGGUCGAUCGUUUUCUCCUGCUUGGCCAAGCGAAGCCAUCCCUUGAACGAGGAGUCCCUCGCCCUCCUCGUCAAGAUGGCCAAGAUGGGGUUUUUCCCGUCCGACGCCUUCCUGUUCACUCAACUCAUCAACAAGCUGUGCCGCUCCGGCGCCACCUCUGGGGCCUGGGAUUUCUUCCACGCGGUAAAGGAUGCUGGCGGCUCGAUCGAGGCCCCUGUGUGCAACGCCCUCUUGACUGGCCUCGCUACAAUUCGAGACUUCGGAAGGAUGAAUCUUCUGUUUUCAGAGAUGAAAGGCUUGGGCGUGCGCCCCAGCAUAGUCACCUUUGGUAUACUCAUCAACCACCUCUGCAAAUCCCGUUGCCUCGACGAUGCACUGAACGUGCUUGACGCAAUGUCAAGCCCGGAUUCGGGAGUGUCCCCUGACACAGUCAUUUUUAACACUCUCAUCGAUGGGCUCUGCAAGGCAGGAAGGCUUCAGGAUGGUCUCUCCUUGCUUGAUAGGAUGAAAUCAAGCCAUGCUUGUGAUCCUGACAGUGUGACUUACAACAGCUUGAUCAAUGCCUUCUGCAAGGCUGCAGAGUUGGACAUGGCUCAUGAAUUGCUUACCAGGAUGGAGAAGGAAAGGGUGGCUGUUAAUGUGGUUACGCUGAAUACAUUUGUAACUGGAAUGUGCAGGCAUGGGAUGAUCGGAAAUGCCCUUGAUUUCUUUCAAAAGAAAAAGGUCGAGUGGCCAGAAGUUAAAGGCAAUGCUGUCACCUAUAGCACCCUUAUUGGUGCUUUCCUUCAUUCCAACAAUAUAGGAAAGGCGACGACAUUGUUUGAUGAGAUGAUCAAGGAAGGAGUUUCCCCAGAUUCUACGACAUACUUCACUCUCAUCUCUGGGUUGACUCAAAUUGGUAAACUGGAUGAUGCUUAUUCGAAUGUGUUGUUGAUGAGAAAGAAUGGUUUUAGAGUAGACAUAAAGAGCUAUAACACUUUGAUCAGUGGGUUUUGCAAGAAGAAGAGAUUGGAUAAGGCAUUCGAGAUACACAACGAAAUGUGCAAGACAGGGCUCAGGCCUGAUAUCUUCACAUACAAUAGUUUGAUUGAUGCUUUCUGCAAGGCUGGUGAUUUUUCAAAGGCUGAUAAAUUCCUUGGCGAAAUGGUCCAUGAUGGAUACAAACCUAAUGUUGUCACUUAUGGAAUCCUGAUCAAUGGUUACUGCAAAGCUGGUGAUCUUGACCAGGCCAUGAAGAUCUUCAGGAGCAUGGACGUGUCGGUGGUGCCGGCCAACUUGGUUAUUUAUAACAUCCUCAUCGAUUCUUAUUGUAAGAAUCAAAAUGUUGAUGCUGCAAUAGAACUCUUCGACGAGAUGCAGAAACAAGAUAUAUUGCCCAAUGCCACAACGUACACCUCCAUUUUCAAGGGUCUUAAGGACCAUAACAUGUCUGAUAAAGCCUUAGAGCUUAUGGACAAGAUGAAUUCGCAGGGAUGCAAACCAAACUAUGUGACAAUGGAUGUUCUCACGGACUGGUUAACUGCGAUUGGUGAGAUCGAGAGACUGAGACUAUUUGUGCAACGGACAACAUCUUCUGAUAUCAACUCUGGCAAUCCUGAUGUUUAAUCUUAUAGAUGCUUCUUAUUUAAUGUUGAGUUGUACCAUACAUAAACAAAUGAAACGAGAUAUUUUUUAGUCGCAGAAUUUA